AAAAGAUAGAAAUGGAAGAAAAGACAAAGACCGUACCGUUCUACAAAUUGUUUUCCUUCUCAGAUUCUACCGAUGUGUUGUUGAUGAUCGUUGGUUCGAUCGGAGCUAUAGGAAACGGUGUUGGUUUUCCUUUAAUGACAUUAUUGUUUGGUGAUCUCAUUGAUUCUAUUGGUCAGAACCAGAGCAACAAAGACAUUGUUGAGAUAGUCUCCAAGGUCUGUUUGAAAUUUGUCUACCUUGGACUUGGGACACUAGGAGCAGCAUUUCUUCAGGUGGCUUGUUGGAUGAUUACUGGGGAAAGACAAGCUGCAAGGAUAAGGAGUUUGUAUCUGAAAACGAUUCUAAGACAAGACAUUGGAUUCUUCGAUGUCGAAACGAGCACCGGAGAAGUUGUUGGUCGAAUGUCCGGUGAUACUGUUCUUAUACUAGAAGCUAUGGGUGAGAAGGUUGGGAAGUUUAUCCAGUUGAUUGCAACAUUUGUGGGUGGAUUUGUUUUAGCGUUUGUGAAAGGAUGGUUACUUACACUUGUUAUGUUAGUUUCAAUUCCUCUUCUAGCUAUAGCUGGUGCAGCUAUGCCGAUUAUAGUUACUAGAGCUUCUUCUCGUGAACAAGCUGCUUAUGCAAAAGCAUCGACUGUUGUUGAACAAACUUUGGGGUCUAUUCGAACCGUUGCUUCUUUCACGGGAGAGAAGCAAGCGAUGAAAAGCUACAGAGAAUUUAUAAAUUUAGCCUAUCGAGCGAGUGUUAAGCAAGGUUUCUCUAUGGGGUUAGGUCUUGGAGUAGUGUUUUUUGUGUUCUUUUGCAGCUAUGCUUUAGCUAUAUGGUUUGGUGGAGAAAUGAUACUUAAAAAAGGGUAUACAGGUGGGGAAGUGGUUAAUGUAAUGGUCACUGUGGUCGCAAGUUCGAUGUCUUUAGGGCAAACAACACCUUGUCUAACCGCAUUUGCGGCUGGUAAAGCUGCAGCUUAUAAGAUGUUUGAAACGAUCGAAAGAAAGCCGUCGAUUGAUGCUUUUGAUCUAAAUGGUAAGGUCUUAGAAGAUAUCCGAGGCGAAAUCGAGCUGCGAGAUGUGUGUUUUAGUUACCCUGCGAGACCUAUGGAAGAGGUUUUUGGCGGAUUCUCGCUGUUGAUUCCGAGUGGUGCAACCGCUGCUCUGGUAGGGGAAAGCGGGAGUGGGAAAUCUUCUGUGAUCAGUUUGAUAGAAAGAUUUUAUGAUCCAAGUUCCGGCAGUGUGCUUAUUGAUGGUGUUAACUUAAAGGAGUUUCAGUUGAAAUGGAUUAGGGGAAAGAUUGGAUUGGUUAGUCAAGAACCUGUUCUGUUUUCUUCAAGUAUAAUGGAGAAUAUCGGCUACGGAAAAGAGAACGCAACAGUUGAAGAGAUUCAAGCAGCGGCAAAGCUAGCAAACGCGGCUAAUUUCAUCGAUAAGUUGCCUCGAGGUUUAGAGACAUUGGUAGGGGAACAUGGAACUCAACUCUCAGGAGGACAGAAACAGAGGAUUGCUAUAGCGAGGGCGAUACUUAAAGAUCCGAGGAUCUUGCUGUUAGAUGAAGCGACGAGCGCACUUGAUGCGGAAUCUGAAAGGGUAGUCCAAGAGGCUUUAGAUAGGGUAAUGAUGAGCCGGACUACUGUGAUUGUUGCACAUCGGUUAAGCACAGUGAGAAAUGCUGAUAUGAUUGCUGUGAUUCACCGCGGCAAGAUAGUGGAAGAAGGUUCACACUCGGAGCUACUCAAGGACCAUGAAGGGGCUUAUGCACAACUUAUACGGUUACAAAAGAUAAAAAAAGAACCGAAGAGAUUGGAGAGUUCAAAUGAAUUGCGAGACAGAUCAAUCAACCGUGGAUCAUCUAGAAACAUCAGAACGAGGGUGCAUGAUGAUGACUCUGUUUCCGUUCUUGGUUUACUUGGACGCCAAGAAAAUACUGAAAUUUCUCGAGAACAAAGCCGAAAUGUGUCGAUAACCCGAAUCGCUGCUCUAAACAAGCCGGAGACUACCAUUCUUAUACUUGGAACCUUAUUAGGUGCAGUGAACGGCACUAUAUUCCCGAUUUUUGGUAUCCUCUUUGCAAAAGUAAUCGAAGCUUUCUUCAAACCGCCUCACGAUAUGAAGAGAGAUUCAAGAUUCUGGUCAAUGAUAUUCGUGCUUCUUGGUGUAGCUUCUUUGAUAGUGUAUCCAAUGCAUACCUACUUGUUUGCUGUAGCUGGAGGGAGAUUAAUUCAGAGGAUAAGAGUAAUGUGUUUUGAGAAAGUUGUUCACAUGGAGGUUGGGUGGUUCGAUGAUCCUGAGAACUCGAGUGGCACCAUAGGAUCAAGGCUCUCUGCUGAUGCAGCCUUGAUCAAGACUCUUGUGGGCGACUCGCUGUCUUUAUCUGUUAAGAACGCUGCAGCCGCAGUCUCCGGUCUGAUUAUAGCUUUCACAGCGAGUUGGAAAUUGGCGGUUAUUAUCUUAGUAAUGAUUCCUUUAAUUGGAAUCAAUGGUUAUCUUCAAAUUAAGUUCAUUAAAGGCUUCACUGCAGACGCAAAGGCAAAGUACGAGGAGGCGAGUCAGGUGGCGAAUGACGCGGUGGGGAGUAUAAGAACUGUUGCGUCUUUUUGUGCAGAGGAGAAAGUGAUGGAGAUGUAUAAGAAGCGAUGUGAAGAUACGAUUAAAUCUGGGAUUAAGCAAGGUUUAAUCAGCGGAGUAGGGUUUGGUAUCUCCUUUUUCGUUCUUUACUCUGUCUACGCUAGUUGUUUCUACGUGGGAGCUAGACUGGUUAAAGCCGGAAGGACAAACUUCAACGAUGUUUUUCAGGUUUUCUUGGCGUUAACCAUGACAGCGAUUGGGAUAUCUCAAGCUAGCUCUUUUGCUCCUGAUUCGAGUAAAGCAAAGGGUGCUGCUGCUUCCAUUUUCGGGAUUAUUGAUGGGAAAUCGAUGAUAGAUUCGAGAGAUGAAUCGGGACUCGUGUUAGAGAAUGUUAAAGGAGAUAUCGAGCUUUGUCACAUAAGCUUCACCUACCAAACUAGACCUGACGUUCAAAUCUUUCGUGACCUAUGUUUCGCCAUUCGUGCUGGACAGACGGUUGCUUUGGUCGGAGAGAGUGGAUCAGGUAAAUCUACAGUGAUUUCUCUGUUACAAAGGUUUUAUGAUCCGGAUUCGGGUCAUAUAACUCUAGACAGAGUUGAGCUCAAGAAGCUGCAACUAAAAUGGGUGAGACAACAAAUGGGGCUUGUAGGGCAAGAGCCUGUACUGUUCAACGACACAAUAAGAUCCAACAUUGCCUACGGAAAAGGCGGUGAUGAAGCAUCCGAGGCUGAGAUCAUAGCUGCCGCAGAGCUUGCUAAUGCCCACGGGUUCAUAUCUAGUAUACAACAGGGUUAUGAUACGGUGGUGGGAGAAAGAGGGAUACAAUUGUCAGGAGGACAGAAGCAACGCGUGGCAAUUGCACGCGCCAUCGUGAAAGAACCGAAGAUUCUGUUACUCGACGAAGCAACGAGCGCGUUGGACGCAGAAUCGGAGCGGGUGGUUCAAGACGCGCUUGACCGAGUGAUGGUGAACCGGACCACAGUAGUAGUGGCUCACAGGCUUUCCACGAUCAAGAAUGCUGACGUCAUAGCCGUGGUCAAGAACGGUGUGAUCGUAGAGAAAGGGACGCACGAAACGUUGAUCAAUAUCGAAGGUGGUGUUUAUGCUUCGCUUGUUCAACUUCACAUUAGUGCUUCUAGUUGACAAACAAUUGUUUUCCUAAGUCCUCUCAAAAUAUAUUUUGAGCUUAAGGUAUUUUUUUAUACUAACAUUGUUUCUAAUUAUGUAAAAG
Messenger RNA from Arabidopsis thaliana (thale cress), 3789 nucleotides. RefSeq names its product P-glycoprotein 3 (gene ABCB3). The record is from RefSeq and is marked reviewed. The coding region runs from base 12 to 3701 and encodes 1229 amino acids. Gene Ontology annotation, biological process: transmembrane transport; auxin export across the plasma membrane. The transcript is spliced from 11 exons. Gene Ontology annotation, cellular component: membrane. Gene Ontology annotation, molecular function: ABC-type transporter activity; ATP hydrolysis activity; auxin efflux transmembrane transporter activity. Lineage: Eukaryota; Viridiplantae; Streptophyta; Magnoliopsida; Brassicales; Brassicaceae.